GCACGGAAUAGGGAAGGGGGUCAUGUGAGUUAUCGGAUUCAAAACAUCCUCGGCUGGCUACUUCUUUCCUGUUACCCAAUUAACCGAAGUUGCUUCUGAAAGAGUGAGUACACUUGUGCAUCCACUCAAAUAGAACAUACGAAUUUAUUUCGGACUCAGUAUGGAACCAGACGUUGUAUAAGUUACUCUCACAGGAAACCUUGUCAGUCACAACCCUGCUCCUACAGGUCAGCACUUAUGCCUUCCAUGGAAGGGUGAGAGAGAGGCAUCCUCUGUGCUGAUAGUGAGGAGGGAGUGGGACGACAGCAGGACAGUGUGACUCUCCUGUCUGUCAGGUCUGAAGAGUAGGUCACCAUGGAGUGGCUAGUGUCGGCUGUAGAGAAGGACCUAGGGGUGGACCGUCGGCAGCUAGGUCCAGGGCCCCGGCCUCAAGAGCUGGUGGCCCUGGUCCCCACCCGCUGGGUGAUGGGCCUAAGGGAGAGGAGGGUCACCCGUUGUGCCCGUUCAGAGAGCGCUAGUGAAGCAGAGAUUCGCACUUACCUCCAGUGCUCCCUUGUGAAGCUGCCUCCUGGCUGGACCCGAGUGUGCAUCCAGGGCCUAAGGAAGAUCAAGCUGAGCUACAGGCUGACAAGGGACCCAGGCUGCCAACUAGUCUCCCAGGAUUCUUUCAUGAAGACCAUGCAGGGUGUAUCACAACGUAAUUUCAGAAAUCUGUGGUGCGAUGCUCAUCACAGCCACGUGCAGCCCUAUUCAGGGGCUACAGAGCAGAUGCAUGUAGCAGCCAUAGAUGCGGUGCGCCAAGCGCUGCAGAAGCUCUUCUGCUCAACAUUUGUCUCCAUCCCUUUGUCGCCAUCCCUCUCCCCUGCCAGAGAUAAGGACAAAGACAACCCAUUAUCCCCAAGCAGCUCCUCCUCUAAGCACCCCUCAGACCAACUGUGUCCUAACGUCCUCCCUGCUGAGUGCCUACUAGAGUCAGCAGAGAUGCUCUACGUGGUUCUCCCAUACACCCAGUACUCACUCCACGACAUCGUCACCUACAGCCCAGCCAAGCUGGCCAACAGCCAUGCCAAAGUGCUGUUCAUCCUCUACCAAUUACUGAUCGCGUUGCGGGCCUGUCAGGCAUCAGGGCUGUCCUGUGGAGAGCUCUCCCUGCAGGACAUAGCGGUGGACGAACAGCUCUGCAGCCGCCUCAAGGUCACCCUGGCCCAUUAUGAAGUGCUGGGGGACGACAGAGAGGCUGAAUGCUAUGUUACUGAGGGACAAGUGCCAAGAAGCAUCAAGGCGAGGGACCAGGGCCAAGGUGUGUACAGUGACCGUGAUAAGAGGCUGUGCAGAGAUUGUUUUGAUGAGCUCAAGUCCUUGGUCCUGGACUGGGUCCAUGGUAGAGUCAGCAACUUCCGCUACCUGAUGGAGCUGAACCGGUUAGCUGGACGGAGGGAGGGAGACCCUAACUACCACCCGGUCCUGCCCUGGGUGGUGGACUUCACUGUGCCAUAUGGGAGGUUCCGUGACCUCAGGCGGUCCAAGUUCAGGCUGAAUAAAGGAGACAAACAGCUGGACUUUACCUAUGAGAUGACCAAAGAAGCCCUUGCAGCAGCGGUGGCUAAUGGAGGUGGGGCAGUCAGUAUUAUAGGAGACCUGGGUCUGGGUGGAUCUGUAGGUGCCGGUGGUUCAGGGCAGUCUGAACACCUACACGUGCCCCAUCACAUCUCAGACGUGUUGUCAGACAUCACCUACUAUGUCUACAGGGCCCGGCAGACACCCAAGUCAGUGCUGUGCAGCCACGUCAGGUCUCAGUGGGAACCGAACGAAUACCCAGCCAGUAUGGAACGCAUCCAGAGCUGGACCCCGGAUGAGUGUAUCCCAGAGUUCUACACAGAUCCCUCCAUAUUCCGCUCCAUCCACCCUGACAUGCCAGAUCUGGAAGUUCCCACGUGGUGUAACUCCUGUGAGGAGUUCAUUGAGGUUCACAGAUGCCUCCUGGAGAGCCGAGAGGUGUCUCAGCAGCUGCACUACUGGAUAGACCUGACGUUCGGCUACAAGCUGUCCGGUAAAGAAGCCGUCAAGGCCAAGAAUGUGUGCCUGCACCUGGUGGACAACCACACCCAUCUGACCAGCUACGGGGUGGUCCAGCUGUUUGACCAGCCCCACCCGCCCCGCCUUGCACCUUACCAGUACUCGCCACCUGAACCCCCUCUCCUGGGCCCCGCAACUCUCAACGUGCCACCUCUACAGAUCCCACCGCUAGAUGCCAUGGUGGACGGAAUGGUCCCAGAGGCCAUGGGGUGUGAGUCCAGUGGCUGGACCAUGGUGGACCGAGAUGAAGAGCUAGAACAAGGUAUGGAGGCUCUGGACUCACUCAGUGGAGGGAUCUCUACUGGCACCUCCACUACCUCCUCAGUUCCUCUACCUCUCAUCAGCACUGCAAGGUCUGGGGGGAAGACUGGAGGAGAGCACCCAGCCAUGGUGGUGUCCCAGUCUCCCAGCUCUUUCCCUGGGGAGGGGACAGCAGGUAAUGCCACCAGUGCCCUGGGCUCUGGCAUACGCAGUGCCAUGCUACAGAGAGGGGGCAUCAUAAACAAGAAGCAUGGAGAGGGGAGUUUGAGUGGUGCCACCAACACAGAGGACUUGAAGAUCACCCUGCCUGAGGGCUUCAGCCCCCUUCAACCUCUGGAAGAGCUGGAGAAACUCGACAACUUCCUGGUGAAGAGCCUGCAUGCACAAGUCUGGCACCAGUCUGACUCCAGGAAGGAGAGGACAGGACCUCCACAAUGUCUCCCCUCGCUAACAGAACUCUACCAGAGGGACAUGCAGGCUCUUGGCGUCCUCAUAGCAGAGAUCUUCUACUCGUCUAAACUGCGGGGUGUGAAACCAGGCACUCCCCUGAGUGAGCGCUUCCAGGCUGUGAUAAAGCUAUGUUCGGCCAGCCUGCGUGACGUGCCCCUGCCACUGCAUCAUGCUCUGGAGACACUGCUACAUCUACGCCAGCACUCCUCCAAAGCCAAAGUAGAGAAACCAUGUGGUCCUCGACCUCUUCUUUUUAAAUACGACCCCAUUUAUGAGGGUCUCCCGCCCCCAAACCCCUGUCAGUUACUGAGCCCCAUCCUCUCCCCAUUGCCUUUCCCCACAUAUUUCCCUGCCCUCCACCAUUUCAUCUACUCCUACCAUUCCAAGAUGGAGACCACCUGCAGCCUUCAAGGUCGCGAUGUGGUCUUCCACCUAUGGCAGCAGCUGGAGACACUGUUACAGGGAGUCAUCACAGCUGAGGGGUUGGAGAUCCUCCUGCCCUUUGUGCUGGCGCUCAUGCUAGAGGAGUCUACUGCUGUGUAUGCUGCCUGGUACCUGUUUGAGCCCAUCUCUAGGGUACUCGGGCCUCGAAACGCAGCCAAGUAUCUCCUGAAGCCCUUGGUCAGUGUGUAUGAGAACCCGCGGUGUCUCAGAGGUCGCUUCUACCUCUACACAGACUGCUUUGUUCUGCAGUUGAUCGUCAGACUGGGUCUGCAGGCCUUCCUGUCCAGCCUCCUGCCACACGUGCUCCAGAUCAUAUCUGGCUUCGAGAGCUGCAGCUCGGGCUCUGAGCCCCAAUGGGAGGCCAGCAAAGGCCUGAGGGGAGGGGCAUGUGACCUAGGAGAGGAGGAGGAGGACUACCAGGAAGGCAGGCCGUCCUCAGGCUCUGUGAGUGGGAAGGUGGGAGGGGGAAGUGGAGGGGCUGGGGGUGUAGGAGUGGGGGGAGACCCAGGGCUGGUGGACUACUCCUCAGGUAUCAGCCUCAAUGACCAGGUGUUCCUCUCAGAGGGGGAGGACUUCCAGAAUGGCUUCUAUGUCAACAAUGGAGCAGGGGGAGCCACUGGGGGGAAACUGCAGAGCCAGAACUCAGCAGCAGGAGGCAAUGAGCAGGACCAGGAGUCUUUGAGCGUGGGGAGACUGAGCGACAAGAGCAGCACUAGCGAGGUCUCUAUCGGAGACGCCGACUCCACUCGGGACCGAGCCAGUCUGAAGUCAGCUGACAGCAGCCAGGACCUGAAGCAGGCCAGUGAGGGAGAGGAGGGAGGGGAGCUGGAGGAGGAGACUGAGGAGGGGAAGGAGAGAGGGACAGGGGAGGGCAGUGGUCCCAGCCUAGAACUGACUCUAUCUGGCUGCACAGAGGAGACAGUGGCCACCCUGGAGGGAGAGUUUGUCAAUGGCAUGGAGCUGGAGGACGCACAGAAAGACAUGGUGGAGGAUGAGCAUGACUCUUCAGAGGAUUCGGAGGAGAAAGAGCACAAGAUCCUUCUAGAUACGGUCUGCAAGACAGUUAGAUGGCUGUCUGCAAAGCUUGGACCAACAGUGACGUCUCGAUAUGUGGCCAGGAAUCUGCUCCGGCUGCUCACCACCUGCUACAUUGGCCCGGAGAAGCACCAGUUUGUGGCUCCGGUGGUGUCGGAGGAGAGCAGCCUGGAGAGUGUUGGGAUGGGCAGUGUGUAUGAGAAGAAGCCUGUGGUUGGAGACCAGACAGCAGGACCAGUUCUGGACUGUCUCAUCUACAUCGCACACCUCUAUGGAGAGCCUGUACUCACCUACCAGUACCUGCCCUACAUUGGAUACCUGGUGUCUCCCCCUGUGUCCUGUCGUCUGAACACCCGUAAGGAGGCAGGUCUGCUGGGUGCCGUGGUUCUGACCCAGAAGAUCAUUGUGUUUCUGUCGGACUCCACCCUCAUGGACAUGCUGAUGAAGAUCAACCAGGAUGUUCUGCUGCCCCUGCUGGACCUGCUCACCUCACCCAGGAUGGGGUUCCCCAGUGGAGUGCAGACACGUUCGGCUGUGUGUCUGAAGACCCUCAGCCUAAUGGCACUCAUCUGUCUGCGCAUCGGCAGGGAGAUGGUGCAGCAACACAUGGUAGAAACCCUGAAACGCUUCUUCACAGUCUUCUCCCUGCUGCAGUGCCUACAGGGACAGAUGGAGAGCGCCCCCCGCAGGGAGGUGGGAGAAUACAUCUUGUUGGAUGUGCGUACGCCGGACGGGUCAGAGGUGACGUGUGAGCUGGGGGUUCUGGAGGAACUGCAGGCUGUGUUUAACCCUGAGAUGGCAUACGCCUCCUACAUCCCCUUCUACUGCCUCAUAGGCGAUGUAGCGAUCCGUAAGCUGGUUUCCAACCACGAGCUGGUCUGGAGUUUGGCCCAGUCCUACCACUCCAGGGUGAGCCCUGGCAGUCCUAAUGCCAACCCCCCAGCAGGGUCCAAGGACAGGUUAGAAAUGCCCCCUACCACCUGCUCCAUUGGCCCCUCCCCAGGUCUGGGACGCCAUGUGGGCCGCAGCCCCUUCCCUGCCCCCUACAGCUCCUCCACACCCCUGGGCUCAGACACCCUCCCAGAGUCAGGCACCUUUGGCAGCCAUCUGGUGGGCAACCGCAUCCAGGUGGCCCGUGACUCUGAGCCAGGGUGUGGGAGCCCCAACCUGGGCUCGUUAGACAACUGGGGCCACCCCCGGCCUAGUCAUACUCAGCCUGUCAUCACAUCUGCCUCCACUUUCACCACUCCAUCCCUGGGCCCCUCCUUCUCCUCUUACUCCUGGAUGGUGGGUCCUACCCCCGAGGACAGCGCUCUGAAGCAAGAGCUCCCUCGCAGUGGCCGUUCCCUGCAGGGCAACUGGCUGGCCUACUGGCAGUAUGAGAUUGGUCUCAAUCAGCAGGAUCCCCACUUCCACUUCCACCAGAUCCGCCUGCAGAGCUUCCUGGGCCAUUCGGGCGCUGCUAAGUGUUUGGCACCACUGGCUGGAGAGGACUACUUUCUGUCUGGCAGCAAGGACAAGACGGUGAAGCUGUGGCCCCUCUAUAACCACGGCGACGGGACACGGGAGGUGGAGCCAAGGUUGACCUACACGGAUCAUAAGAAGUCUGUGUUCUAUGUUGGCCAACUGGAGGCGCUCCAGGAGGUGGUCAGCUGUGACGGCACCGUGCACCUCUGGGACCAGUUCACAGGUAAACAGAUCCGCUCCUAUGAGGCCCUGGAUGGAAAGAACCCCAUCACAGCAGUGACCACCAUGCCUGCUCCUCACUGUAGUGUGGUGUUUGGCAGUGCAGACUCUGUCCUCCGCUUCAUCGACCCACGCAAACCUGGCCUGCAGCAUGAGUUCCGGCUGGCGUACAACAACGUGAGUGCCGGUCUGAUCCGCUACCUGGCCGUAAGCCCUGGAGGGCGCACCGUGGCUGCAGGCUUCUCCUCUGGUUUCAUCGUGCUGCUAGAUGCACGCACAGGCCUGGUGCUGAGAGGCUGGCCCGCUCACGAGGGAGACAUCCUGCAGAUUAAGGCUGCUGGGGGAAAUCUGAUCAUCAGUUCGUCCACUGACCACACUCUGACCGUGUGGAAGGAUCUGGAGCACAAGCCCCUCCACCAGUACAAGUGUCCCUCUGACCCGGUCCAUGCCUUCGACCUGUACGGGGCAGAGAUCGUUGCAGGAACCUUGGCCAACAAGAUAGGGGUGUACUCCAUGAUGAACAUCUCUGCCAGCCCGGCCAGCAGCACCAAGCUUAGCUCAGAGAACUUCCGUGGGACCCUCACCAGCCUGGCUGUGCUGCCCACCAAGAGGCUCCUGCUGCUGGGUUCAGAGAACGGGGCCAUCAGGCUGCUAGCUUAGGGCUAACACAUAACGCACUGGCUCAGCUAGCUAUAGAUUCUGCUGUUGACGUUUGCUGAAGGUGUCCUAUUCCUAAAGCCUUUUACCUGUAUCCUGAGCCUCUCAGCUCCUCCCUGUGUGGGAUCGAGGCUAGACCCCCACUGAUGCAAGUGGUGGGGUCCUCAAAACAUCCUUUUACAAGGGUGAGGGAGAGAGGAGCACCAAGAGUAGUUAUGAGCCUCUAACUGAGAGCACUUUGCUUGUCUUCUCUGCUGUAGUCAACGACCAAAAUAAAGAUGAAGUGUUAUGUCACUGUCGAGGAUAGAUCUACCGUACGGGGCAACGAAACACUUGAUUAUGACCAUCUAUAGAUCUUAUAUUAUGAAGAAGAUUCUUAUCUGUGACUAGGUCAAUAUUCUGUUCAAAAGAAUGGAUCUGAGGAACUGCUCAGGAAGGUGGAGCCUAAAAUGACUCGGAUGUAGUGUUUGCCCUUUCCAAAUAGAUGCAUACCUACCAACCAAAAAGACUGACAUUUCACACACCCAAACAUACCAUCAUUCUCUCCCUGACAUUAGAUCGCACCAGAUGCACUGAAUAACUAUGCAGUAUUCGUAGAUAAAAUAAAUAAAAAUGUAUGUAUGUUUGCCAUGUCUUUCUAAAGCAGUAAUGCUUUCUCUCACCUUUUAUUUCAUUUAGAAAAAAAUGUAAACCUACACAAGACCUUUUCAUUUGACAGUGUGCAUUUUCUCCAGCUUAAGGCUUGACGAGCGGGACGGCGGUCACAUUGUGAUUCUUCAACCUGUUAUUGCUGUGUGCCAAGGUCACAUGGUCAAAUCCUACUGCACAAUAAGGAGCUCCAUUAUCAAGCUAUUCUCAUAGAUCACAUUUUAAGAUUAUUAUUUUACAAUGAAUCAGUGGUUUAAUAUUAGUGUUAUUUCUUUUGAAAAAACCUAAACCAUGUUUGCCGAAAGAUUAAACUGUUGAUAGAAAUAAUCAGUUUGUGUGAUCUAGGCCUAAUUAAAGAAUGUUGACUUGAUGUAAUGUAUCAUGAUGAAACCAACUCAGACAUUAAGCAAGCGAUGUGUUUGGACUCUUGUCCAUAACAUAGACUAAUGAGCAUAGCCAAGACACAAUUUACUUUUAUAAUGUAAUAAGUAUGCCUUGUAUGUAAUCACAAAUUGGCAGUGUAAGAAAAGAAUGGCAAGAAAAAGCCAUUAAAAAAAAAAAAAAUUAUUUGUGAUCGAAACUAACUCCUGAUGUAUUUUCAGUACUUAGGCGGAGGCAUUUGUUAUCUGACCGAAUUUUGUAUGUACCUUGUUAUCCUGUUGCCAAUGUUUUCACUCUUGUUCUUGGUCAACCUUCAAGACUCUGCUCACAAGGGUGUCUAUGCUCUUCUUCACUUUUAUGACGUGCAUUACCAUCCUUGACCUCAACACAGUCCUAUGGUUGAUUUUAGGAGAGAAAGGUCAACCUUGACUCAUCCAUUUGUUUAACAGGCCACAAGUGUCACCAUGUUCCCACGAGGCUCGCUCACUCAGAUUUUUUUUAUUUUAUGUUUCCUGUGACUUUUCUAAUAAUAAAACAUGUACUUUGUUUUCAAAAGGAAUCAAGUACCACCUUGACGUUCAGAAAAAGGUCAUACUAAUGUCCAUUACAACAUUUUGAUGAGAAGUACACAAAGUUCUUAUUUUAUUUAACAGGUUUAAUAAAAUAUUACCUACACGAUG
This is a messenger RNA of Oncorhynchus mykiss (rainbow trout), 8318 nucleotides long. RefSeq names its product WD repeat domain 81 (gene wdr81). Gene Ontology annotation, molecular function: phosphatidylinositol 3-kinase regulator activity; protein binding. Gene Ontology annotation, biological process: aggrephagy. Gene Ontology annotation, cellular component: mitochondrion. The record is from RefSeq and is a predicted model, not a curated record. NCBI's taxonomy places the organism in Eukaryota, Metazoa, Chordata, Actinopteri, Salmoniformes, Salmonidae.